Glarea lozoyensis ATCC 20868 is the source of this 3240-nucleotide messenger RNA. Its product is annotated as Nucleotidylyl transferase. Lineage: Eukaryota; Fungi; Ascomycota; Leotiomycetes; Helotiales; Helotiaceae. The coding region runs from base 1 to 3240 and encodes 1079 amino acids. Gene Ontology annotation, biological process: isoleucyl-tRNA aminoacylation. The transcript is spliced from 4 exons. The record is from RefSeq and is a predicted model, not a curated record. Gene Ontology annotation, molecular function: isoleucine-tRNA ligase activity; tRNA binding; ATP binding.
AUGAGUAUCGACUUUCCCAAGGAAGAGGAGGCGGUCCUCAAACGCUGGAAGGAGAUUAAGGCAUUCGAAACACAGGUUCAACUUUCAGAAGGACGCCCUGAAUACACCUUUUACGAUGGCCCUCCUUUUGCCACCGGUCUGCCCCAUUAUGGCCAUCUUCUUGCUUCCACAAUCAAAGACAUUAUUCCACGUUAUUGGUCGAUGAAAGGCUACCACGUUGAGCGACGGUUCGGAUGGGAUACACACGGGCUUCCCAUUGAACACGAGAUUGACAAAAAGCUUGGAAUAUCUGGGAAAGAUGCAGUGAUGAAACUUGGGUUAGCAAAGUACAAUGAGGAGUGUAGAGCAGUCGUUAUGAGAUACUCGAGCGAAUGGCGGGUAACUAUUGAUCGAUUAGGACGUUGGAUUGAUUUCGACAAUGACUACAAAACCAUGGACCCUCAGUUUAUGGAGUCUGUGUGGUGGGUAUUUAAGCAAGUAUUUGAUAAGGACGCCGUAUACCAGGGCUACAAGGUUAUGCCUUUCUCGACCGCCUUGACAACUGCGCUCAGUAAUUUCGAAGCAAAUCAGAACUACCAAGACGUUACCGAUCCAGCAGUAGUAGUCACAUUUCCUUUACUCGACGACCCAUCAACGUGCUUGUUGGCUUGGACGACCACACCUUGGACGCUGCCUUCUCAUACCGGUCUAGCUGCUCAUCCUGAUUUUGAAUAUAUUAAGAUCCACGACGAAGCUUCUGGGAAGAAUUAUAUCCUUCUGGAGAAACUCUUAGGGACUCUAUACAAGGACCCGAAGAAGGCUAAAUUCAAGAUUAUCCAAAAGCUCAAGGGAACCGAUAUGCUUGGGUGGAAGUAUGAGCCGCUGUUUGAUUACUUCUAUGAGGAUUUUAAGGAUUACGGAUUCAGAGUGUUCAAUGCCACUUACGUUACUGACGACAGUGGUGUUGGAAUCGUCCACCAAUCGCCAGCUUUUGGUGAGGAGGAUUACAAUAUUGCGAUCGAGAAUGGUGUUAUCACCGAGAUGCGUCCACCACCUAACCCCGUUGACGAGAAGGGAUGUUUCACUGAGAGAGUUCGUGACUUUGUUGGCCAGCAUGUCAAAGCAGCUGACAAGGCCAUUAUCAAGUACUUGAAGGGCACUGGAAGGUUGAUAGUUGAUUCUCAAAUCAAGCAUAGUUAUCCUAUGUGCCCUCGUUCUGACACGCCGCUCAUUUACCGAGCUGUUCCAUCGUGGUUUAUCAGAAUCCCAGAGAUCAUUCCACAAAUGCUCAAGAACAUUGAAGGCUCGCAUUGGGUGCCAUCCUUUGUCAAGGAGAAACGUUUUGCAAGUUGGAUAGGCAGCGCCAGAGAUUGGAAUGUGUCGCGAAACAGAUAUUGGGGUACUCCUAUUCCAAUUUGGGUCAGUGACGACUUUGAGGAAAAGGUCUGCGUCGGCAGCGUUGCGGAGCUCAAGGAGCUUAGCGGUUAUGCCGGCGAUCUGACAGAUCUACAUCGAGACAAAAUCGACCACAUCACUAUUCCAAGUAAGCAGGGCAAAGGACAACUGAAGCGUAUUGAGGAGGUUUUUGAUUGUUGGUUUGAGUCUGGCAGCAUGCCCUAUGCAAGUCAACACUAUCCGUUCGAGAACAAGGAGAAGUUUGAAAAAUCUUUCCCUGGAGAUUUCAUCGCUGAGGGUUUGGACCAAACCCGUGGAUGGUUUUACACUUUACUUGUUCUGGGCACCCACCUUUUUGGUGUAUCUCCAUUCAAAAACUGCGUAGUAAACGGUAUUGUCUUAGCUGAAGAUGGAAAGAAGAUGUCGAAACGGCUCAAGAACUAUCCGGAUCCUAGCAUUGUUAUGGAGAAGUAUGGCUCCGACGCAUUACGCUUGUAUCUGAUCAACUCCCCUGUGGUACGAGCUGAGCCUUUGCGAUUCAAGGAAGCUGGUGUGAAGGAAGUUGUUGCCAAAGUUCUUUUGCCAUUGUGGAAUAGUUUCAAGUUCUUUGAAGGGCAGGUGGCCUUGUUGAAAAAAAUCGAGAAUGUGGAGUAUUGCUUUGAUCCAAAGGCAGAAUCCACAAACACGAAUGUUAUGGACAAAUGGAUCUUGGCCAGUUGUCAGAGCUUGCUGAAGUUUGUCAAUGAAGAAAUGGCAGCUUAUCGUCUUUAUACCGUUGUGCCCCGACUCCUAGAUCUCAUUGACAACACGACGAAUUGGUAUAUUCGUUUCAACAGAAAGCGUCUAAAGGGCGAACUCGGCCUCGAUGAUACCAAGCAUGCUCUCAACACUUUGUUCGAGGUUCUUUUCACCCUAGUCAAGGGUCUCGCUCCUUUCACGCCAUUCCUGACAGACACAAUCUAUCAGAAGUUACUACCACAUAUUCCAAAGGAUCUUCAGGGGCAGGAUCCUAGAAGUGUACAUUUCCUUUCCUUCCCGGAUGUGAGAGAAGAGCUGUUCAAUGUCGAGAUCGAACGUCGCGUGGGCCGUAUGCAGCGAGUUAUUGAACUGGCAAGAGUGUCUAGAGAGCGUAGAACUGUCGGUCUCAAGACGCCUUUGAAGACCUUGAUUGUUAUCCAUGCCGACCCUGUUUAUUUGGAGGACAUCAAGUCUUUGGAAGGUUAUAUCACGGAGGAGCUCAACAUCGUCAACUUAGUUCUUUCUUCUGAUGAGGCGAAAUACAAUGUCCAAUACAGCGUCAAUGCCGACUGGCCUGUUCUCGGAAAGAAACUCAAGAAGGAGGUACAAAAGGUCAAGAAGGCUCUGCCAGCAUUGACAAGUGACCAGGUGCACGACUACGUGUUGACCAAGAGUAUUGACGUGGCGGGCAUCAAAUUGGUCGAAGGCGACCUGGUUGUGAAACGCGGUCUGAAAGACGACGACUCAUCGAAGAAUUUGGAAACAAACACAGAUGAGGAUGUUCUUACUAUUCUUGAUGCAGAGGUUUAUCCAGAGCUUGCAGAGGAAGCCGUUGCAAGAGAAAUCAUCAACCGGGUUCAACGACUGCGAAAGAAAGCUGGUCUCCAGCCUACGGAUGAUAUCAAGAUGGAGUACAAGGUCUUGUCGGAUCCGGAUAAUAUCGGGCUUGACAAGGCUUUUGUUGAGCAGACUAAGACCAUCGAAAAGGCAUUGCGCAGGCCAAUCGACAAGCACACAAUCACUGAAUUGGACGGAAAGAUCCCUGAUACGAAAGAAGAUGGCAUCAUUUUGGAAGAAGAACAGGAGAUUCAGAAUGCGGUGUUUUUGCUAAGAUUGUUGAAGCUAUGA